AGUCGUAUAAUUGCGGGCGGGCUACAGGAGAAAUCUACAUAGAGUAACUCAAGCCCCCAACCACCUCCCUCCCUCCCUCGCUUCUUCCCCCGUCCCGGCCCCUACCUAUCCAAUAUCCAUUUCCUCUGCCUGUGGUGUGCCGCCGCCGAUCUGACUCGACUCACCCGGGAAGAACACCACCAAGCAAGCGUGCUCUCUUUCUCCUGCCAGCCAGGUACCCGCCGGCCGUUGUCGUCUACACUCGCCUACCUUGUACAACUAAUUCUUUAUCAGCAACUCCUUACUUUGUACUAGUCCCAGCAUUUGUUUAUUUGCCAACUUCUCAAGCCCUCUGGUAUACAUGUGUCCUUGACAAGCCGCCACCCGAUCCAUUUCUGCGCCGCACCUUAGCUAGCUAGCCGCUAAUACUUACUUACUUUUUUUGUGCCACUUGUUCCGAUCUGAGAUCCAGACUCACCUGCAACCUGGAGCAAAGCUUCUUGCGCUUUUGUGUCUUUUCUUACCCGGCAGGUGCUUCCACGGUAGAUUCGAGUUUUUAGGCUGGAGUUUGACAAGCCUGCCUGCCGCCAUAGCAACUGAGUAUAAUAAUGAGCUGGUGUUGCCUCCCAAGAGCCAAGAAACAGCAACAGGAGAAGAAUCUCUACUUCCAUAGGCAACAGGAGAAUCUCAACUCUCAAACCAGCAUAAGCGGCAUUUCAGCUGAGAAGAACAUAAGGCUCUUCUCCUAUGCUCAGCUGAAAUCAGCAACCGACAACUUCGACCGAAACAACAAAGUCGGCCGAGGUGGUUUCGGGACAGUAUAUAAGGGAACCCUACCAAGCAAGCAAGAUGUCGCGGUCAAAGUUCUCUCUGCCGAAUCCAGGCAGGGCAUCAGAGAAUUCUUGACAGAAAUCGACGUUAUUAGCAACGUGAAGCACCCUAACCUUGUUGAAUUGAUCGGCUGUUGCGUCGAAGAAGAAAAUCGCAUUUUGGUGUAUGAGUACCUGGAGAACAGCAGCCUCGACCGUGCACUCUUGGCUUCUAACAGUGAUCCGGCCAAUUUUACUUGGAGCAUAAGGUCUUCCAUAUGCAUCGGUGUUGCCAGAGGUCUUGCGUACCUGCAUGAAGAGAUCCCAUCACCGAUCGUGCAUAGAGAUAUCAAGGCUAGCAAUAUACUCAUCGACAAGAAUUACGUACCCAAGAUCGGGGACUUCGGUCUGGCCAAACUAUUUCCGGAUAAUAUCUCCCACAUCAGUACCCGAGUAGCUGGAACGACAGGUUACCUUGCACCUGAAUAUGCAUGGCAUGGUCAAUUGACUAAGAAAGCAGACAUAUACAGCUUCGGGGUCCUCGUAAUCGAGAUCGUCAGCGGCAAGAGUGGCUCGAGGAGCCUGCUGGCUGAUGACAAGUUUCUUCUAGAGAAGACUUGGGAGCUGUAUGAAGCAGGGAACCUCAAGGAACUGGUUGAUCCAGAUCUUGGGGAUUACCCUGAUGAGGAGGCCAUCAGGUUCAUCAAGGUGGCCCUCUUCUGCACCCAGGCGGCGGCGGCGCGCCGCCCUUCGAUGCUACAGGUGGUGAAGAUGUUGUCCAAGCCAAUCCGGAUCAACGAUAGAGAGCUGACAGCGCCGGGGUACAUCAGUGAGUACAAUAGCGGUGUCUCCAAGGCGACGGCCUCCAGCGACUCGAGGUUCAAGAACUCGACCACGGCGGAUGAUUCCGACAUGUUCAGCACCGUCGUGCCCCAGACAGUGACCGACGUCAGCCCUAGGUGAAACAAGGCACCAAGGAGGGUGGCCUGCUUUGUUCCUUUAUUUCCAUUUUGUAGGGUUACUGUACCACAGAGGGCACAGUGUGUCUGCUCAUGAGUUUUGUCUUGGUGAGGCAAGUUAGAAGUUGUAAAUGAUAGAUUAGUGAUUCAUGCCAGGGCAAUGUAAAAUUGCUGGAAGUAUGACGGUAGAAUCAGGCAUGUCGUCACAUUCAGUUAACUUCUCAGCUUUUGGUUUAAGACCAUAAUGUAUUUAUCCAGUCUGGGACCAGGAGAAAACAGUAAAGAGUGCAGUUGUUUGCUGUGAUA
This is a messenger RNA of Triticum dicoccoides, 2053 nucleotides long. RefSeq names its product putative serine/threonine-protein kinase. The record is from RefSeq and is a predicted model, not a curated record. The transcript has 7 exons. Lineage: Eukaryota; Viridiplantae; Streptophyta; Magnoliopsida; Poales; Poaceae. Gene Ontology annotation, biological process: protein phosphorylation. Bases 588 to 1751 code for a protein of 387 amino acids. Gene Ontology annotation, molecular function: protein kinase activity; ATP binding.